This is a messenger RNA of Brassicogethes aeneus, 3396 nucleotides long. Lineage: Eukaryota; Metazoa; Arthropoda; Insecta; Coleoptera; Nitidulidae. The record is from the annotation of a GenBank genome assembly.
AUUGUUUCAGCUUCUUAUCACACCGUAAACCUGGACGACGGUACUGGAACUGGGACCUCAAAGCUCCAGCUUACGCUCUCCAGGGGCGACCUGAACGCCCGUUUCGAGUGCAGGGUGGAAAGCCCGGCCCUGGACCAGCCAAUUAUCUCGUGGAUUAUGGUCGACAUUAACGUGAGACCGACAAGAGUAAGCUUAUCGGGGGUGAACAAUCAUGUCGUGCAGGGCACGAACGUGCUACUGUUUUGCGACGUGUUCGGCGCCAGGCCCGCGGCCACGGUACGCUGGUCUAACGAAUCCAUUCCCAUCACUAACGAAAGCCUCAUCGAGACCAGCUCCGAGUACAACAGGCGCGACGGAACGUUCACGACGAAAAGUUCAUUAACUUUUAAGGCGAGCCAAUGGGAAAAUGGAAGGAUAAUUCAUUGCUACGCAGAAAAUGAAGUGCUGAAGAGACGUAAAGAACCCGAAUUUCAUGAAUUACUUACCAUGGAAGUCAGAUAUCCUCCGGUGGUGUCGGUUUCCCCGCCGAACAUAACUCGCACCGAGAUGACCUCAUCGUCGGUCGGAAACGAGUUACUAUUGACCUGCACCUAUUUCGCCAAUCCGCAGGAGCUGAAAGGUGUCGUUUGGUCGAAAGACGGUAAAAAUAUGUCUUUGUCCGACCCCAACAAAUACUCGGGCGGAAACAUCGAAAACCCACCUCUGAUAAUAACAAACAUCACGCGAGAAGAUAUGGGACACUACACUUGCUUCCUCAUGAACGAAGUCGGGUCCGAACAAUCGCCCACCAGUAUAUUUUUAAAUGUCCAAUAUCCACCAGACGUGAAUGUAAUUAUGGAGCCUUCUUUGCCCAUUAAAUCAGUGGAGAGGAGCAACGUAAUGCUGUUGUGUAACGUUACAUCGGGAAAUCCAUCGUCCUUAUUAAAAGUUCGGUGGUUCCUGGACGGCGAUCUGAUGAAAGAGUUUCCGGAAUGUAACUAUACAUCAACGGACGAGAAUGGGGUGGGCGAAGGAAGCGGGGGUCCUUUCUGUGGCCUGGAUCCGAGCAUCCUUAGCCUGGAAAGGGUGGACGAGACAUUCGCAGGAAACUACACCUGUCAGGGUAAAAAUUUCGCAGGAUGGGGACCCCUCUCCGAGCCGCAGGAGUUAAUCGUGCAUUAUCCGCCAAGUCCGGCAAAACUGAAAUUCUAUCCGGAAAUUGUUAUUAAAGGUGCAUCUGUCACCUUGAUUUGUUCGGUGGAUCAUGAGGGAAGGCCCAACAACAUCACGUACAUUUGGCAUAGAGGUUCUCAUCAAAUGAGCGAAAUAACAAGUUCGAAUUUUACGAUACCGCAAGUGGGUUUGGAAACGAAAAACAACUUUACCUGCAUCGCACAAAACGAAGGAGGCCAAAGUGAACCGUCUACCAGAGAGAUAAAUGUAUUUGCUCCGCCGGCGUUCAUCCAGAAACUUCCUCCUUAUCAAGGUAUUUUAUAUUCGUCGCAGAACAUAAAUUUAACCUGUCGAGUCGAGUGUUCGCCUCUGUGUAGCAUUGUCUGGCUGAAGGACGGAAAACACUUGGAUACGAACAGCAAUCCGCUCUACUAUUUGUCCACGGUCUUGUACCCGCCUGAUUUGCAGAAAAACGACUUCGAAUCCAUCGAAUCCACUCUGGUGUGGAAUAUGACGGGUUGGCCCGGCAACAAACUCAACAAAACUUCAUACAACUCACACUAUACCUGUAAGAGUCAUGGCAAUCAGUACGGAAAUGGAGUCAAUUCUACCAUCGAGAUAGCAGUGGAUUAUCCGCCUGAAGAUUUAAUGCUCUCCACAAAAGUGGUAAACGUAAUCGAAAACCAAGUGCCAGAUCCAGUUAAAUGUUUCGGUAAAGGUCAUCCAGCCCUUACGUAUCAAUGGAAAAAGAAUAUUUCAUCAGAAGCCAUCCAAAAUGGCGAAGAACUGCGACUUGGGGCAAUGAAACGACAGGACACAGGAGCAUACCUUUGCGAAGCAAAAAACAAACAUGGAGUCGACACUGCUACAGUAUACUUUAACGUACAAUUUGCUCCAAGUUGUACCAUAAUAAUGACCGAAAAAGAUGGUAACUCAGCUUUGGUUUGCACAGCAAAAGCCAAUCCCCAAGAGAUUAUUUUCACGUGGAAGGUACGCGAAUUUAACGAUACAUCAGUAGAAUCUUCGAACACCAUUCACGAAGGACUCAGCAGCUACCUAAUUCUGGACUCAAGCGUGGACACAAUCAGGACUUACUUAUGCUAUGCCAACAAUAGUAUCGGAAUGAGUAAUCCUUGUGCUAUUGAUGUGGAUGGAUUCUUGCCAUGGUGGAAGAAAAUCAACUUGAUUGCCAUCAUCGCCUCAAUCAUCGUGCUGAUAUUGUGCGUCAUCGUUAUUUGCAUUGUUAUUAUUUGCUUGUGCAGAAGAAAGAGAGCCGAUACAAAAUACAAUAAUCCGCUGGAAAUGGAAGAGCGCGAAAAGUUCCUUUGCACACAGAGCCCGGACGUUCUGGGUCUUCCCCUGGUACCUUGCGGGCGCCUAACGUAUUUAGGGCACCAGGGCAACUACUACAACUAUAAACAAUCACCCAACCCAUCCUCUGUAGGAGAUAAGACGCGACUGGGGGCUGCUCCACCGGGUGGCGGUUCAGCAGACCCCUCGACUGAUCCGAACAACACAGCCGCCGCCGACAAAGGUUUCUACGAGAACCUUCCGUUCCACGGCAUGCAAAACCCGCCAAACAAAAACGCUUUUUAUACCCUAACAACGCCGCAUUUAAAACAAUUGAGUGCCGCCGUGCCCCCUCAAUACUCAGCAACAAUACCACAUCAAAAACGUUCAAAACUCUUGCCAAAAUCUUUAUUCCAAGAACAAUUACCAAAGAGCAAAUCGUUUUCGUCAAAGUCUAAGCAAAAGAAGCAUUUCCAAAUACCAUUGCAAAAGUGUCACAGUUUCAAGUUCCAAACGGCCGAAAGUUACUUUCAGCCGAUCAAAAACAUUCACGAGGAGAACUUGAUGCGCAACGGUUACAUUUCCGACUACCAGGAGCAUGGUAGUCACCAUGGACGUCCACACAAACGCGAAAAGCAAAAACAAAAGACCAAAGGCCCGCUGGUGCUACGAAGGCCCGGUGAUUAUCAGGAAAAUGUACAUUUUCAGGAGAACAUGCAAAACUCCGUGCAGCUUCAGUAUCCCCAGCCGUUGGUAGGCCGCAACAGCCAAACGCCCACUAACAAACCAAAUGGAGUCGUUUACGCGGACUUGGACAUGCCGAAGUCUUCGACCGGCAAAACGAGUUCGCACGACUCCGCUUCGACUAAACCAAAAAAAUCCCAAAAAUCCAAACCAAAGACUGAAUACGCAACGCUUAAGUUUAACGACAUCGGUCAAGAAAUUGAUGUUUAA